UGCUACUCCGUUUCGUUGUCGCGUUGUCAAUUGCAAAGUUUUUUUGAUACAAUUUUGGUUGAGAAGCAGUUUACUUAAAUUGAUUUCGAUUAAAUGGCUAAAAAGGAAGACAAGUCCCUGCCGGCCGAUGAGUUGGUGAAAGUCAAUAAAUGGGAUGGCUCGGCGGUGAAGCAUGCCCUAGAUGAUGCGGUCAAGACCUGCCUCCUAGGCGACCGCCCACAGUUGAAGGAACAAUUUGGCUUGGUCAACGCGCGUUUAGCACUUUGUGCAUUGGCCGUUGGUGUUGCUGUCAUGGCACACGCCUGGGACUUCACGCAUCCCUUUCCGCAAUCUCGUCCUGUGCUGCUUUUAAGUGUGUUGGCCUAUUUUGCGCUGAUGGGUGUCUUGACGCUGCACACAACAUUCCGUGAGAAGGGAACAUUCGCGGUGGCCGUACAAAAAGAAACCGGUGGCAAGCAACAAAGCGUCUGGGAGGCAAGUUCGGAUAUGAAGAAGUACGAUGACAAGUACCUGCUCACACUGACCGUUAAGGAUGCAAAGGGAACACGUGAGGUAUCAAGCAGUAAAUCCUGCGCCGCUUUCAUCGACAACAAUGGUAUCAUUCUGGACCAUCUGGUAGCCAACGAAGUGAACCGCCUAUACAAUUCACUGUCCGCCGAAAAAAAAGAAAAAUAGCUCAUUGAGGGUCUGGCGGGGCCUUGAAAUGCCAAAUAUGCAAGUUGCCAGCCGGUGGUUGUUUAGCCCAAAACAAUUUAAUGUGCAUUAUCCCUCCAGCAAUCUAUCACACGGAGCUGAGCCUGACCACGCCUUGGUUAAGCAAUUAAACCCAUACACAUAUAAAAAUAUUCCCCUUUCAUUUAAUUUGCUGUAAUUUUUUUUUAUUAAACUAAUUGUAGUAAAACUCUAAAACGUUUUAAAAAAUUAUAUUCUGAGUCAACUGAUGAGAAAAGCA
Scaptodrosophila lebanonensis is the source of this 952-nucleotide messenger RNA. It is a transcript of the gene Spase25, whose product is annotated as signal peptidase complex subunit 2. Gene Ontology annotation, cellular component: signal peptidase complex; membrane. The coding region runs from base 94 to 675 and encodes 193 amino acids. NCBI's taxonomy places the organism in Eukaryota, Metazoa, Arthropoda, Insecta, Diptera, Drosophilidae. The transcript is spliced from 2 exons. The record is from RefSeq and is a predicted model, not a curated record. Gene Ontology annotation, biological process: protein targeting to ER.